Molecule: messenger RNA, 417 nt
Organism: Magnolia sinica
Lineage: Eukaryota; Viridiplantae; Streptophyta; Magnoliopsida; Magnoliales; Magnoliaceae
Product: (S)-scoulerine 9-O-methyltransferase-like
Exons: 1
Coding region: 1-417 (138 amino acids)
Source: RefSeq, a predicted model, not a curated record
AUGGGUGUCCAUGAUCAUGCAAGCCGUCUAGCGACCCUGCGCCUCGUAGACGGCAUAUGCAUCCCCAUGGCCCUGCAGGCCACGAUAGAUCUAAAGGUGUUCGAGAUCAUAGCUGAUGCUGGGCUCGAAGCUCGAGACCAGCUCUCCACAUCAGAGAUGAUCGCCAAGAUAUGCAUACAUCGAAUCCACAUGCUGCAACUACCUUGGAACGUAUACUGUGUCCUUGUAACGGAUUCAAUCCUCACCGUGUCGGUAAGAUCAGACGGCGAGGGUGGGAGGACCGAACCUGUGUAUGGCCUAACGGACGAAUCUCGUUUCCUUGUACCAGAUGAGGAUGGCACGUCGGUGGCCCCACUGGUGCAACUGUGCCCGGACAGAGCUGUGAGAAGCUGGUAUCGACAGCUCAAGCCAAAGUGA